Ascoidea rubescens DSM 1968 is the source of this 807-nucleotide messenger RNA. RefSeq lists its product as uncharacterized. The annotation marks the transcript as partial. The record is from RefSeq and is a predicted model, not a curated record. Lineage: Eukaryota; Fungi; Ascomycota; Saccharomycetes; Ascoideales; Ascoideaceae. The transcript has a single exon.
UUUGGUGAUUAUUUGUAAUUGAUUUUAUCUUUAUCUUUAUCUUUAUCUUUAUCUUUUUCAUCUCUAUCUUUAUCUUUUUUUAUUUACUUAUUUCGUAAUCCAAAAUGGCUAUUAUCGCUAUUUCCAUCACUGCAAUCACAACAUUUCUUAUAACUCUUGUUGUUGAUCAUAAGAUAACAAAGAGCAGAAAUGAUAAAGAAAUUGAAAAAAUGAAAAAAGAGCUAAGCGAAAUGAUAAACGAAAACUCAAAUCAACUUUUAAUCAAAUCAAAUCAACUAAUCGACGACAAAGACGAAGAAAUCAACAAAUUAUUAUACAAUAUCCACAACAUUGAGGAAAAUUUGGUUUUAAUUAAUAACUUGAAUGAAUCAAAAGAAGGUACGAGCAGAUCCAUUGAGCAAUCUGAUGAUAAAUUAGACGAUCAAUCCUCUAUCAAGGACAAAGGAAAAGGAAAAGAAACACAAGUAACAUCAGAUACUAAAGAAACACAAGUAGCCCCAGAUACUAAAGAACCUAAAGAACCUACUGAGAAAAAGGUCGAGCAACCCGAACAAGCUAAAGAACCUGCUGAAGAACAAAACACUUCGAAGGAGCCAAAAGAACCUAAAGAUGUUAAAGAACCUAAAGAACCUAAAGAACCUAAAGAACCUAAAGAAGCCAAGGAAAGCUCCAAAGAAGACGCUGAGGUUUCAGAAGAACCAAAACAAACUCUAAAAGAUGACUCAAAAGGCAAGGAAAAGGAGGAAAGAGAACCAUUGCUUAAUGGCGUUAACUAGGCAACCAAUGUGGUUCUUGUUUUAAUUGGCC